Messenger RNA from Talpa occidentalis (Iberian mole), 3221 nucleotides. RefSeq names its product protection of telomeres 1 (gene POT1). Gene Ontology annotation, molecular function: telomerase inhibitor activity; G-rich strand telomeric DNA binding. Gene Ontology annotation, cellular component: nuclear telomere cap complex; chromosome, telomeric region. Lineage: Eukaryota; Metazoa; Chordata; Mammalia; Eulipotyphla; Talpidae. The transcript is spliced from 20 exons. Gene Ontology annotation, biological process: telomere capping; regulation of telomere maintenance via telomerase. The record is from RefSeq and is a predicted model, not a curated record. The coding region runs from base 330 to 2687 and encodes 785 amino acids.
UUCUUAGCAGGUUUGGAGUUUAUUUUGUCAUCGCGAUCUGUACUGGUAUUAUAAUGAGGCUGAUUCAGUUCAGAUCAAAAUUUGGUGUAGUUAUUGCAGAGAAACUGCUCCUACUUGUCUUUCUUGUACUGUGAGUCCGCUGUGUUCAGCCUCUUGCUCGGCGUAUUGUAACUGACUUGAGUUACUGCAGUUCCUGCUCUCAAGGUGUUUGCUGUACAGUUUGGGGAAAGUUGAUGCACCACUUAAAUAGUGACACUAUGUUUUCAGCAGCGUCUUGUCAAGUUCCAUAGGUGAAUUUACUUUGGACAGUACUGUGAAGCAGGUCUGACAUGCCACUUGAAUUAAUAAAAGAAGUCAAUGGGGUGCCUGAAGUUGAUCUGCUAAAUAGAUUACAUAAAGUAGAUUUUAAAUCUCUACAGCCAGGUUGUGAUUAUAGCAAGAAGUAUAUCCAGGGAAAACUUGCACUGAUCUCUACUUUAACUUAUGAUGGAAAAAGAACACCUGUUUUGAAAAUUGAACUACAAGAACUGGAAAAUUCAAAUUCAGAGGCUAAUACUAUAAAUAUAUCAUUUUUUGGAAAAUUAGCAAAGGACUGUUCAAGAGUUUUCUAUAUAGGGGAUACCAUUGCAGUAGCUGGAUUUACUGUUCUGCCAGCAUCUUCAUCUACAAGCAGAGAUGGAAAAAAUAGUUUAUUUUUAGAAGUAUUAGAGGACUUAAAAUCAACUGUUUAUGUUUAUGUUAAAUCUGUAAGAGAUUUUUCUUCAGAAUCAAUGUCUUUGAUUUCAGCGCCACAUUAUAUAUAUACACCACUAAAUCAGCUUAAAAGUGGCAUGAUUGUCAAUGUCUAUGGUGUUGUGAAGUUCUUUAAGCCUCCGUAUCUAAGCAAAGGAACUGAUUAUUGCUCUGUUAUAACAAUUGUGGACCAGACAAAUGUAAAAUUAACCUGCCUACUCUUUAGUGGAAAUUAUGAAGCCCUUCCAAUAGUUUAUAAAAAUGGAGAUAUAGUUCGCUUUCAUAGGCUGAAGAUCCAAGUGUAUAAAAAUGAGACCCAGGGUAUCACCAGCUCUGGAUUUGCAUCUUUGACAUUUGAGGGAACUUUGGGAGCUCCUGUCAUACCUCGUACAUCCAGCAAGUGUUUUAACUUCACCUCUGAGGAUCAUAAGAUGAUAGAAGCCUUGCGUAUUUGGGCAUCUACUCAUAUUUCACCUUCUUCAACAUUAGUAAAGUUGUGUGAUGUUCAGCCCAUGCAGUACUUUGACCUGACUUGUCAGCUCUUGGGCAAAGCAGAAGUGGAUGGAGCAUCAUUUCUUCUAAAGGUAUGGGAUGGCACCAGGACACCGUUCCCAUCUUGGAGAGUGUUAAUACAAGACCUUGCUCUUCACGGUGAUUUAAAUCAUAUCCAUCGGCUGCAGAAUCUGACGGUAGACAUUGUAGUCUAUGAUAACCAUGUUCAAGUGGCAAAAUCUCUAAAGGUUGGAAGCUUUCUUAGAAUUUAUAGCCUCCAUACCAAACUUCAAUCGGUGAAUUCAGAGAACCAAGCGACAUUGUUAGCUUUAGAGUUUCAUCUCCAUGGAGGUACCAGUUAUGGUCGGGGAAUCAGAGUCUUGCCAGAAAGUAACUCUGAUGUGGAUCAGCUGAAGAAGGUUUUACAAUCUGCAGAUUUGACAGCCAGUCAGUGUUCAGAUGGUAUCUGUCAAGCAGAACUUGAGGACAGCUUUCCAACUGUUUCAAGUACUGGAUCUGUAUCACUAUAUGAGGUUGAAAGAUGCCAGCAAUUAUCAGCUACAAUUCUUACAGAUCAUCAAUAUUUGGAGAAAACCCCACUGUGUGCUAUUUUGAAACAAAAAGCUCCCCAACAAUAUCGCAUCCGAGCAAAAUUAAGGUCGUACAAGCCCAAAAGGCUCUUUCAGUCAGUUAAACUUUAUUGUCCUAAAUGUCAUUCACUGCAAGAAGUUCCACAUGAGGGUGAAUUGGAUAUAAUUUUGCAAGAGGGUGCAACAAAAGCCCCAGAUAUUAGACUACAAAAUACACCAUUAUAUGAUUCGAAGAUGUGGACUACUGAAGAUCAAGGAGAACGAAACAUAGCUGUUCAUUUUGUGAAAAAUAAUGGUGUUCUUCCACUUUCAAAUGACUGUUCAAUUUUGAUAGAAGGUGGUACACUCAGUGAAAUCUGCAAACUCUCAGAUAAGUUUCAUAGCAUAAUUCCUGUGAAAUCUGGCCAUGAAGAACUGGAACUCUUAGACCUCUCAGCACCAUUCCUUAUACAAGGAAAUCUACAUCACUAUGGAUGUAAACAGUGUUCUAAUUUGAGACCAAUACAAAAUUUAGAUUCCCUGGUUGAUAAAGUAUCAUGGGUUCCUUCUUCUGUGGCAGAAGUGCUAGGUAUUGUACCCCUUGAACAUGUGUUUGUGAUGACAUUUACUCUUGAUGAUGGAACAGGAGUAGUGGAAGCAUAUCUCAUGGAUUCUGACAAAUUCUUCCAGAUUCCAGCAUCAGAAAUUCUGUAUAAUGAUGACCUUCAGCAAAGUUUGGAUAUGAUCAUGGAUAUGUUUUGUCCCCCAGGAAUAAAAAUUGAUGCGUAUCCAUGGUUGGAAUGCUUCAUCAAGUCAUAUACUGUCACAAGUGGAGUGGAACAGAAAAUUUGCUAUCAGAUUUGUGAUACCACCAUAGCAGAAGAUCUUAUCUAACAUUGCCAUUCAGCAUAACAUAUGUAAUAUAUUGUAAUUUUAGAAAACAUUCCUAUUUUCUCUGAGAUUGCUUUAAAAUGUAAAAGAUUUAUCUCCCUAGUUUGUUUUCCAUGUUAACCACUGUUUAAAAUUUUUUUGACAAAUAAACAUGUUUUAAAGCCUUCUCAGUUCAAAAUGUUCCUCUUACUCAAGAUAUCCAGUAUGAUGGCUACUAGGGAUGUAAAAGAAAAUUCAUUGAAUAAAUACUGUUUCCAUUUACUCUUUGCAGUCCUUCCAGAGAGCCGUUUUGUUUCUCUACACUAAAGAUCACUUCACUAUUGAUUGUUGUAUAUAUCAGUCUUGGAUUUCUCUUCCAUCCACCAUCCCUGGUUACACUUUGUUGCUUUUCCUGACCUGAUUUUUUGUUUGUUUGUUUGUUUGUUUUUUAAUCAGCAUUGUUGGUGACUAUCAUGCUUAUGGAUUAGAAAAUGUCCUUACUCAAAUCUCUCAGCUUUUACUAACAUGGCGUCUAGGGGUCUAGUUGUUCUUGGUUUU